This is a messenger RNA of Penicillium pulvis, 1206 nucleotides long. RefSeq lists its product as uncharacterized. Lineage: Eukaryota; Fungi; Ascomycota; Eurotiomycetes; Eurotiales; Aspergillaceae. The record is from RefSeq and is a predicted model, not a curated record. The transcript has 5 exons. The coding region runs from base 1 to 1206 and encodes 401 amino acids.
AUGAUUGACUAUCAUCACCAGAACACUGCGCUGGGAGUCGUGGUCGCAUUCCCGAUCCUGGGCGGUAUUACUGUUCUUUUGCGGCUUUGGGCUCGGUCGUUAUCGAGAUCUGCCCUGACAAGUGACGACUACUUCAUUGUUGCUGGAUAUAUUCUUGCCAUAUCGCAGUCGGUUACUUCGUGGUAUUACAUUAAGACCAAUUAUGUUGGCAUCCAUGAGUGGGAUAUACCCAAGGACUAUGAUGUCAGGCAGGGCUUGAUUUGGAAUUACGCCAAUCAACUUAUAUACAACCCAUGCUUGACGCUGAUCAAAGUCUCCAUCCUAAUGUUCCUCCGCCGACUCGAAUCACGCUCCCGUGUCGUCAACAUCCUAAUCUGGACAUCCCUAGGUGUAAUAACAUCCCUCUUCAUCGCCGUCCUCUUCGUCGACAUCUUCCAAUGCCAUCCGAUCGCCUACAACUGGGACAUGACAAUCGAAGGCGGAAAAUGCAUCGAUCAAGGCGCCUUCUACGUGUCAACCGCAGCACUAAACCUCUUCACUGACCUAAUGGUAAUAUCAAUCCCGAUAAUCAUUACCUGGCAUCUCCAAAUGCCUCUUCGAAGAAAGAUCGCUGUUUGUCUUAUUCUAUGCCUCGGCGGAGUUGCCACCGCAAUCGGCGUCUGGCGCAUAAUAAUCCUCGCAAAAGCCUUCUUCCCAACAGGCCCAGUCGAAGACCCAACAUUCGGCAUAGGAUUCUGCAGCUCCGCCGUCGAAGUAAACGUGGCAGUGAUAACAGCCUGCGCCCCCUCAAUGAAAGCGAUCACAAGCAAAUACCUCCCCCGUCUGCUUGGCACAUCUCGGAAUGGGAAAUCAAGCUAUGGGCAGGGGACAAGUGGCGGUUCGCGGGGAUUCCGGAAAUCGCGCUUCUUCCCCAGUAGCAAGAAGUCGAGUCAGCUGCAGUCAGGCACUGAUGGUGACACGGGUUAUGAGAUGGCGGAUCCGUCGAGGGGGAAUCGGGUUGACGUUGUGGGUGCGGGUAAAGGUUCAUUUGAUAUGCGGAAGUAUAGGCGCGGUGGCGAUAGUCCUUCUAUAUCUAGUGGGAGCUCGGAGCUGGAUGGACCGGCUGGCAUUAUCAAGACCACAGAUGUUUCGGUGCAGUAUACUAAUGGUAGUGAGGAUGGGAGGUCGAGGGCUGAGAAGAGUGUCAGCAUGGAUAGUUUGGUCUAG